UCCUCUACACUAUGAAGUCUCGCGUUGUCUUAACACCCAAAAUGGCUACAAAGUAAUAAUAAUAAUAAAAAAACUGUAGGGUUCGACUUCCUGUGGCUGACAUUCAAUCCUGCGCAUCGUGAGCCAUUUAAAUGGAUGAACCAAAGACAGAUGCAGAACCAAAGGCAGAGGCAAAACCAGAGGAUGGUGUCCCGAGAGCUGUAAAAUCUGCUAGAGCGGUCAAAACAGAAAGGGGGAGAAAACGAAACCUCCACCCAUCAAAGCGAGGUCACCGGUGUUCUACGUACGGCUGUAACCGAUCAUUUCUGAAAAUGCAAGAGUUAAUUAAUCAUGUAACUGUGCACGUCAAGCCCACAGAAUUCUUGAAAGAUAAAAAAUUUCUUUGUUCAAUGACUGGCUGUGAAGAGGCAUUGAACAGCAUGCAGGAGCUAAUGAAUCAUCUCAAAACCCAUUACAAGCCUAACCGCUAUUUCAAGUGUGAGAACUGUAUGCAGCACUUUCGAACCCACAGAUCUCUCUUCAAGCAUCUACAUGUGUGCUCUGACAAUGGGUCAAAUCCUGCACCGCUAAGUAUGCCUCCACCACCUCCUUCAUUUGAUUCCAAGAUCGCAUCUCCUGUGAAACCAGUGAAGCGGCGCCAGAGUGUUAUACAGUGUGCCACAAAGAAGCCUCAUUUUCCUACUGCGCCCAUGACAGAAGGCGCUUCCACAUCUUCAUCCUCCUCAAUUCCAGAUGACCUUCGUCCCUCCAUGAGCUCCUUGGCCUCUCCAACUUCUAAUCUUUUUUCUGCUCUUGACACUUCCCUAUUUGCUGGUCGGCUUCCAGGUCCAUCAUCUUCUUCUGCUGCUGCUGGAUCCUAUCUUCCUUUCCUCAAUCCUCCAGCCUACAACAUACCUCAGACCUCUGUCCCACAGAGGCUCAGACCCUUCUUGGGGAACCAAAGCCUUCCAGCCUCCAACGCAGUGUGGAAAAAGAAUCAAGGACACGCCACAAACAGCCGUAUAUUGUGGGAGCACACACGAGACAGUUAUAACUGCAUGCAAUGUACCUUUUCCACUGCUUCUCGGGACAAGAUGACCAAACACAUCGAGGGAGUGCACAAGAAUCCUCCUGCAAACAAACUUCAGAGUGAGAUGAAUUGUGAUCCUGAUAUGCUCCCAUUCUCAACCAAAGACCAUUUAAAAAUGGAAUCUAGCCUUAUUCCACAACAGUGAAAUACAGAAUUUAUUCCUUGUGGUCAGCCUUCCUUAGCCGCACGCCACAAUCUCGUCAUUGGUGAAGCUCAAAAUCUGUGUAGCAAGCAUGAUUUUUUUUUUUGUUUGCUAAUGACUAUUUACAUAAUCUCUGUUGUUAAACAAAGCCAGCUCUUGGAUUUUGAAUGCAGAUCUCAAAGAGAUGAAUCUUUAUUGAACAAUUAAUCCACUCCAGAAGCA
Molecule: messenger RNA, 1433 nt
Organism: Spea bombifrons (plains spadefoot toad)
Lineage: Eukaryota; Metazoa; Chordata; Amphibia; Anura; Pelobatidae
Gene: ZNF414
Product: zinc finger protein 414
Exons: 7
Coding region: 132-1214 (360 amino acids)
Source: RefSeq, a predicted model, not a curated record